Sclerotinia trifoliorum is the source of this 2589-nucleotide messenger RNA. The record is from the annotation of a GenBank genome assembly. NCBI's taxonomy places the organism in Eukaryota, Fungi, Ascomycota, Leotiomycetes, Helotiales, Sclerotiniaceae.
UUCACAUCCAUCCCACCAAGUUUCGUGCAUCGUGAAUGAAGAAGCUUGAGCACGGAUGGGAUAGGGCUCGAGAGAGGUCGAAAGAGGUAAAGAGGGAGAGGAAAGAGGAAGAAUGUCUAACUAACCUACCUAUCUAUUUAACUUUUCUUUCCAUUUCUCUUUUGUACACAACACAAUACAAACAUACUUGGCACCGUUUUCCGCUCCAUCAAUAUAACUCAAUAUACUCUCACUCGACUAGCAUUGCUCUUCUUUUACUCCUCACUCCCUUCAAUUCAUUUUCUCCAUUUUCAUUCAAAUACCUUUGUAAUAUCAAAGACACAAAAACUUCAUCUAUUUAUCUCAUUUGAUUGUCUAUUCUUACCUCUUUACCUCAAGCAAUGUCAUCAUCCAUCAGUUACACUAUGCCCGAUACUCCCAAUACUACUGCUACUACUGCAGCUGCCCCCGCCACUCAAGAAAAACCGCUUAAUACUGACAUGUGAAUAUUCCAUUCUCUAUCUCUCAAUUGCCCAUUGACUUAAUUCCACUUCUUCCCAUGCCUCACUUCUUUUUUUUCAUAAAUCAUGUCCGCCAACCUAACAAAACGAUUUCCUAGAAAGAAAGUCGCUAUUAUCGGAAGUGGAUGUGCUGGAAUAGGUGCUCUUUGGGCUUUGAAUCGCACGCAUCACGAUGUUUAUAUUUAUGAAGCUGCAGAUCGACUGGGAGGACAUACAAAUACUGUCAAGUAUCAUCACAAUGGCAAAACCACUCCAGUUGAUACAGGUUUUAUAGUCCUGAAUACUGCUACCUAUCGUAAGUUAUUGCUUUGCCCGACUUUCUCCGCCCACGCAGCUUUCAAGAAACAUGUGGGCUAAAGCAAAAUACAUAUAGCAAACUUCAUAGCUUUCCUCAAUGCUCUCAAUGUUCCUAUCGUACCAACUGAAAUGACUUUUGGAGUCUCUCGAGAUAAGGGAUUAUUCGAAUGGUCCGGAACAUCACUCUCAUCAGUGUUCGCACAACGAAAGAACCUCUUCUCAUUACGGAUGUGGAGGAUGAUAUUUGAUAUCAUACGUUUUAACCAGUUUGCUUUGGACCUACUCAAAGAUGACGAGAAUAGUGAGGACUAUGUGAAUGGGAGUGGAACUUCAAAGAACACGCACCAUGCAGUAAAACAAGAAACUAUCGGUCAAUACUUGGAUAGGGAAGGAUAUUCCGAUGCGUUCAGAGAUGAUUACCUUAUUCCAAUGACGGCAGCGGUAUGGAGUACAAGUCCGGAUAAAUGUUCUCUAGAAUUCCCUGCCGUUACUUUGGUCCGAUUCAUGUGAGUCUAAAUUUCGGAGCCCAAGCGCUGUCAUUGCUAACACGUUCAGGUGGAAUCAUCAUCUAUUAAGUACCGUUGCUGCUCGCCCUGAAUGGCUAACGGUCAAAAAUGGUGCCAAAACUUACCUUGAUGCCGUGAUGAAAGGUUUUCCCCCUAAUCAUAUAUAUCUCUCAACUCCCGUCGAGUCAAUACGUAAUGACGACGACAAUCGUGUGCGCUUAUGUCUCGAGAAUGGCAAGGAAGAGGUGUUUGAUCACGUUAUAAUAGCUACUCAUGGAGAUACUGCAUAUAACCUAGUUCGAUCAACUUCCACGGCCGCCGAACGUCGUAUCCUGACUGGAUUUCAGACCUCGAAAAAUACGGCUGUCCUUCACUCCGAUCUUGCUCUCAUGCCUCAAAACAGAGAAGCAUGGUCUGCUUGGAAUUACAUAACCGCCUCUUCUAAUUUUUCGACCUCGAAAUCUCGAAAUGUUGACCAAGUUUGCUUAACAUAUAACAUGAAUAUCCUCCAGCAUAUUCCAACCUCCAUAUUUGGCCAUGUCCUCGUCACACUUAAUCCUCUAUUUCCGCCGAAACCAGAAUUCACCCACAGUACGUACACAUAUCGUCAUCCGCUUUAUAACACUCGUGCUGUUACCUCUCAAUCUCAACUCCCGGAGAUACAAAACACGAGAGGUAUAUCAUAUUGUGGAGCAUGGACCAAAUAUGGAUUUCACGAAGAUGGCUUCAGUAGUGGGAUAAAGGUAGCAAUGGAUCAUCUAGGUGCACAUCUUCCAUUUAAGUUCAAAGAUAGUACAUUUAGUCGAGGCAAGCGCCCUGUACUUGGACUUAGCGACUUGAUCCUGAGAAUUUGGAUCUUGGGUGUGCAAUGGUUUGUGGUUAAUAUAUUGGAGAGAAUCCUGCGUAUUGAAAGAGGAACUAGAUCUCGAGUGGAGAUCGAGAAAAAGAAGUUUGUUUGAUUUAGUCUGAUUUCCGGUUUUCGAAGUCCGCAAAGCAUAUGACGGCCUAGGAUCAUGUAAGGCAGAGUGUACAUGUUUGAUAUUAAUGGGGCUUUUGGAGUAUUUGGAAAAGUGAUAUUGCCUGGGUUCAUAGCGGGGACUUGCCGCGGUCCGGGUAUAUGUUAUAUUAUGUACUAUAUUGUUCGAGUACAGAGCAGGUCUCGAAACGGCAUGUUUAUGUCAACAUAGCAGCAUGUCAAUGUAGCGUGACAUUUAUAAUGAAGAGCGAUAAUCUUAAGUUACAUGUGUAAAGGAGUUUCUAGAUGUCAGUGACUUUUAUAUUGCAUC